Populus nigra (black poplar) is the source of this 398-nucleotide messenger RNA. RefSeq lists its product as uncharacterized. The record is from RefSeq and is a predicted model, not a curated record. The coding region runs from base 1 to 360 and encodes 119 amino acids. Lineage: Eukaryota; Viridiplantae; Streptophyta; Magnoliopsida; Malpighiales; Salicaceae. Gene Ontology annotation, molecular function: DNA binding. The transcript has a single exon.
AUGCAGAUCUUCAGCAAAGUGUUGACAGAUACUGAUGUCCGUGUUCGGUUCUCGUUCCCAACUCAUUGCUUGCAGCAUUUAGAUUUUGCUGGAAAUAAUUAUGUUGAUUUGCAUGUUAAAGAUAGCUGUGGUGAGCUUCGAGUUAUUCGUUGCCUGAAGAGAAAUGGAGUUUAUGACAAGCCAGUGCUUUCUGAGAGCUGGCUUAAAUUUGUUGCUGAUUAUGGACUGAGAGUUGGUGACAAGGUUGUUCUUCAUCGUGAGGAUGACCAUAACCUGGAGUCACAGUUCAGGAUUGAAGCCAAGAGGAGUAUCAAGCUGUUUGGUGAGGAGGAUUGGGGUGAAGUGACAAGAGCUAACUAGCUAUUAUUUGCAUGGAGCGCGGAUGUUCGGCCAUAUCC